Molecule: messenger RNA, 1319 nt
Organism: Lepisosteus oculatus (spotted gar)
Lineage: Eukaryota; Metazoa; Chordata; Actinopteri; Semionotiformes; Lepisosteidae
Source: RefSeq, a predicted model, not a curated record
CCUCGGACUGGCUCGGCGGGGAGCUGUUUUCGGGCGUGUUCCGGGCAGGAAGGCUUGUCACUCAAAAGUAGUUGUUCAACCUUCAAAGAGGAGGAGAAUAUCCAACCCGCCACAUCUUUCAGAAACUGUAAGAAAACCGGAGGGCAGACAUGGCUCACAAUAAUGGGAACCAUGGAGACCAGAGCAAAGACACCUGGGAUUCCCACAACAGGAUAAUGCGCGAGCCUCUCAGCUCCAAUGACCCGGAGGUGUUUGAAAUUAUCAAGAAUGAAAAGAAAAGGCAGAUCUACGGCUUAGAGCUCAUCGCCUCUGAGAACUUCACCAGCAGGGCAGUGCUAGAGGCUCUAGGGUCCUGCAUGAACAACAAGUACUCUGAAGGAUAUCCCGGGCAAAGGUAUUACGGAGGCACGGAGUUCGUGGAUGAGCUGGAGAGGCUGUGUCAGAAGCGAGCCCUGGAGGUGUACAGCCUAGACGCUGAGAAAUGGGGGGUCAAUGUCCAGCCAUACUCAGGGUCCCCUGCUAACUUCGCUGUGUACACCGCCCUGGUGGAGCCCCACGGGAGGAUCAUGGGAUUGGACCUACCAGACGGCGGUCAUCUGACUCACGGAUUCAUGACUGAUAAGAAGAAAAUCUCGGCCACCUCCAUUUUCUUUGAGUCGAUGCCAUACAAGGUCAACCCAGAUACCGGUUACAUAGACUAUGAUCGACUUGCAGAGAAUGCACGCCUCUUCCAUCCCAAACUCAUCAUUGCAGGUGUCAGCUGCUACUCUCGCAACCUGGACUAUGCCCGGAUGAGGCAGAUAGCUGAUGAGAACGGAGCUUAUCUGUUGGCUGACAUGGCGCACAUCAGCGGCCUGGUGGCGGCUGGGGUCGUGCCCUCGCCCUUUGAGCACUGCGAUGUGGUCUCGACCACGACUCACAAGACCCUCCGGGGCUGCAGGGCCGGGCUUAUCUUCUACAGGAAAGGGGUCCGCAGCGUUGACCCAAAGACUGGGAAAGAGAGCCUCUACAACUUAGAAAGUCUGAUCAACCAGGCUGUGUUCCCAGGCCUGCAGGGAGGACCACACAACCACGCCAUUGCAGGGGUUGCGGUGGCUCUGAAACAAGCGCUGACCCCUGAGUUCCGGGCCUAUCAGGUGCAGGUGGUGGCAAACUGCAGAGCAAUGGCAGCGACUCUCACCGACCUGGGCUAUAAAAUUGUGACAGGUGUGUAUUUCAGCACAUCCCUCAGAUGUUUCUACCCAGCCGAAACCUGUUCUUCAGAAGCUGAGACCCUUCACUCACACGCAACACCACAGCCAUAGUGUGAUAUUUCAUUU